Messenger RNA from Nilaparvata lugens (brown planthopper), 1186 nucleotides. RefSeq lists its product as uncharacterized. Lineage: Eukaryota; Metazoa; Arthropoda; Insecta; Hemiptera; Delphacidae. Bases 23 to 1171 code for a protein of 382 amino acids. The transcript is spliced from 6 exons. The record is from RefSeq and is a predicted model, not a curated record.
GUAUUUGUAAAAUUUCGCAAACAUGUCCAGCUCCGCUUCUGAAACUGAACAUCAAUUUUCUGACAAUUCUUUUGAUCGGACAUCUUUGUCUAAAUCAAAUAUUGAUGUAGACGAAUUGAACAAAAUUAUCGAUAUCGAUCAUGUACUGGAUUUGCAUGAUAAUCUAUUGAAAAAGGACUGUGAGGUGAUCAGAAAAAUUAAAGAUCUGUAUGUUUGUGUUGAUUGGGAAGUGCCAAUCUCUCACCAUUCACUACGUUUCAACAAAUCUUCUGAAUUACAAGAUGAGAUGUCAGUUCAUGGACAAAGUUUGAAGUUGACUUGUUUCACAGAUGAAGAGGAUCAGUGCUUGAAAGGCAACUGGGAAUCUUUCAAAAAAGAGUACGGAUUUGAUGAUCCAAAAUAUUUUCUACCCGGAUAUCUUAAACCAGAUAUUUUCAGAAAUGAAGAAAAACAUAAAUUUGUUCAGUACUUGGGACAAGGUCUGCCCCAACGUACCUUGCGAAGUAUCUACGACAGGUUCUACGAAAUAUAUGCGGAAGAAUCUGUUGGGCGCUUCACUUACGUGGAAGAUCAGAUAAUUCGAGCUGUAAAAUACUCACAACAUCCCUACUUCCAGAAGCACAAGAAAUUGAAAGUUUUAUUUGAACUGCUGGGAAGGAAGAAAGUGCCUCUGAUACGACGCUACAAGUUACUCACUAAAGAUGGCGUAGUGGGUGGUCCUUCAGGUAUGGCAGCUCCCGUUAAUUGGAGCCUUGAUAGAUGCAAGAAACUUGUCAAACUCUUGAUGAAGAAAGCAGAUAUUGAUGACUCAAGGGCAGAUGUUGUCACUGCCCUUGAGUCUAUUGAGCUGGAUUGUCGUGAUUGGAAAGAAAUCGCGAAGAAGCUAGGUGUCAACUGGUAUCACGUCUGCUUUUUUUGGAAGACUCAGCUCUCACAGUUGAUUUGUGCCAGUACGUGUAUAUCGAGGAACAAAUUGCGUAGUUUUCUGAUCAUAUGGUUUCUUUCUCACGAAGAAAUAGAAAGUUUUGAUGAAAUUUACUGGAUGAAUGUGGCUGUGGAUUUGUCUGCUCCUCCAUUUAUAUGUCAAAGUGUUUUCCUUAGCAUGGUAACUACUUACGUUCCCGAGAAACUGUGGAUCAAUUUUAGAGGUAAGAAAACCGAUGUUUCUUAAUCAAUAUUUAAAGAU